This is a messenger RNA of Solanum dulcamara, 679 nucleotides long. RefSeq lists its product as uncharacterized. NCBI's taxonomy places the organism in Eukaryota, Viridiplantae, Streptophyta, Magnoliopsida, Solanales, Solanaceae. Bases 94 to 519 code for a protein of 141 amino acids. The record is from RefSeq and is a predicted model, not a curated record. Gene Ontology annotation, cellular component: cytoplasm. The transcript has 4 exons. Gene Ontology annotation, molecular function: mRNA binding.
GCAAACCAUUUAUUGAGCUUCAAGUUUUACGUCUAGUCGAGAAGCUCAGUUCUUCAAAUCCUCUAACCUUUUUUAAGGUUUCAAGGACAGAAAAUGAACAGGGAAGGAGAUUGGAUGUGUGCUGCAUGCCAGCACCUAAAUUUCAAGAAACGGGAUGCAUGCCAACGAUGCAGCUGUCCUAAAUAUGCAACAUCGGCUGACGUUGCUAUGUAUGGACUAAACAAAACAGAUGUUCUUGCUGGAGACUGGUAUUGCAGUGCUAUGAACUGUGGUUCUCACAACUAUGCAAGCAGAACAAGCUGCUAUCGAUGUGGUUCCGUAAAAAGUGAUUAUUAUGGUAUUGGGGCAGGAAUGAUGGCACCAGAUGGUUAUGGAUACGAUUCAAGUGUUCUUCCUGGUUGGAAGAGUGGUGAUUGGAUUUGCAGCAGAAUAGGAUGUGGUAUGCAUAACUAUGCCAGUAGAGAUGAAUGCUAUAAGUGCAAGACACCUAGGAAUUUGAGUGAGCCAUCUGCCAUAUGAUUCUGGAGGUGACCUGAGAGAAAGUAAGUUAUAUUAAAGGACGCGGCAACAUUAAGUUUUUCUUGAAGUUUUACCUUUAGAUUAAUUUCUCAAAGAAGGGUUAAUUCCUAGCUAACAUUGUAAUUGUGGUACUGUGCAAGUGUUCUAAUGAAUGAAAUGC